AUGUAUAGACCACCACCCGGAAGCUAUCCACCUGCUGCAUAUGGCGGCUCACCCAUACCACCACCACCACAAGCCAUGGCGCCUAAUGGACAAUGGCAAUCACCAGGCGGUAUGCCACCUAUGCCUCCUGCUGCAAUUUGGAAAGAACACACGACGCCUGAAGGAAGAAAAUACUGGUACAAUAACGCUACGAGACAAAGUACCUGGGAGAAGCCUGAUGAUCUUCUCACACCCGAAGAAAAAGUAUUCAAGGGCUCCAACUGGAAACAAUACACAACGCCUGAAGGCAAAAAGUAUUACAGCAAUUCUGUCACCAAGCAAACGGUAUGGGAAGUGCCUGAAGAAUUGAGAGAGCAACUCGAACAAGCAAGAAGAGCAGCAUCCAUGACGAAUCAAAUGCCUCACCCUCCACCUUCACAUACAAUGCAAGCAGCUUUAUCAACACCCUUAUCCGCCCAGUUCAUUCAAGCUGCACCAGAAUAUGCCACCAAAGAAGAAGCCGAAAAGGCAUUUUUUGGAUUACUAAAAGAGACCGGCGUCAAAUCAGACUGGACAUGGGAUCAAGCUAUGCGAGCCAUCAUCACGAAACCAUUAUACCGCGCAUUGAAAACCAUUGGUGAACGUAAAGCAGCAUUCCAUCAAUGGGCGGAUGCCGAAGCGAAGAGAGAGCGCGAAGAAAGAGAGCAAAAGGAGGCACGUCAAAAGAACAAUUUUUUCAACAUGCUGAAACAGAAAGAUUUAAAGCCUUACACUCGAUUCAGAACUGUGGUCAAGCUGUGUGGCCAUCUAUCCGCCUUCAAUGCAGUGCCUGAAAGACAACGUGAGAUUUACUUUGAAGAGUAUAUUCAAAACAUGCAGCGCGAGGAAAAGGAUAGAAUGCGAGAUUUGCGAAAAGAGAGCAUGGACAAGUUUAGCCGACUGUUGCGAUCAAUUCCUGAAAUCACCUACAAGACAUCGUGGAAGGAAGCACAAGAUUUGUACAAGCAAUACCAACACAACACAGAGACAUUUGAGGGCAUGGAUAUGCUGGAUUUCUUGUCUGUGUUUGAAGAGUACAAUCGCCAGUUAUGGGAGGAGCCUUUGCAUGAGUUGAAUAGCAAGAUUCAUGCCAGAAGAAGACGGGACAGAAAGGCAAGAGAAGGGUUCAGAGAACUGAUGCAUGAAUUGGUGGCUCAACGUAAAAUCAAUGUGCGCACCUUAUGGAAAGAGAUAUUCCCUGUCAUCAAAGACGAUCCUCGCUAUCUAGCUGCUGUGGGAUCUCCCGACUCUACGCCUCUGGACAUGUUCUGGGAUGUGAUUGAUGAUUUGGACGAACAGCUGUACCACCAGAAAAAGACAGUAUACAAUGCCCUCAAAAAGGCUGAUUUGGAAGUUGAACUCGACACGCCCUUUGAGGCGUAUUCACAGGCUGUGCAAGCGGAUGCGCGUGCGAGGGAAGAAGUCAAUCAAGACAAUCUGCGAUUUAUUUACGAGCACUUGCUGAUCAAGGCAGAACAGAGAAUCAAGGAUGAAAAGCGUCGUCAAGAAAAGAAGCUGCGAAAAAAGCUGGACAUCUUUAGACAUGCCCUCAAACACGCGUUACAGCCACCUAUUCAGUUGGAGGAUACUUGGGAAAUGGUCAAGCCUCGCGUAGAACAUAUGCCAGAAUACCAAGAUGUAGAGGAAGAAGCAUUGAAACAAGAAGUCUUUGAUAAAUACUUGAAACGCCUUGCCGAAAAAAUGGAAAACGGUGAUGAAGAGGAAGAAGAAGGCAUGAUCAGAGAAGACGAAGAAGGUAUGAUUAGAGACGAUGAGGACAUGAGGGGUGGUAGUAGUAGUCGACGACACCGUAGAAAAGAUCAUGACAGCGAGAGCGAAGAAUACAGAAACAGAAAGAGAAGAAAGCGACAUUCAUCUAAAGGCUUUUCGAGUGCUGAAGAAGGUGAGGCUCUUGAUGACUAUCAAAACGAUCCUCGAAGAAUGAAGUAA
This is a messenger RNA of Mucor velutinosus, 1968 nucleotides long. It is a transcript of the gene AVO2, whose product is annotated as Target of rapamycin complex 2 subunit avo2. Gene Ontology annotation, molecular function: RNA binding; protein binding. The transcript is spliced from 7 exons. The coding region runs from base 1 to 1968 and encodes 655 amino acids. Gene Ontology annotation, biological process: mRNA cis splicing, via spliceosome. Gene Ontology annotation, cellular component: U1 snRNP; U2-type prespliceosome. The record is from RefSeq and is a predicted model, not a curated record. NCBI's taxonomy places the organism in Eukaryota, Fungi, Mucoromycota, Mucoromycetes, Mucorales, Mucoraceae.